Messenger RNA from Tripterygium wilfordii, 1301 nucleotides. RefSeq names its product zinc-finger homeodomain protein 2. The record is from RefSeq and is a predicted model, not a curated record. The transcript has a single exon. NCBI's taxonomy places the organism in Eukaryota, Viridiplantae, Streptophyta, Magnoliopsida, Celastrales, Celastraceae. Gene Ontology annotation, biological process: regulation of DNA-templated transcription; regulation of developmental process. Gene Ontology annotation, molecular function: transcription cis-regulatory region binding; DNA-binding transcription factor activity. Gene Ontology annotation, cellular component: nucleus. Bases 184 to 909 code for a protein of 241 amino acids.
AAUUCAAAUAAAUUUAAUUGUUAAUUUUUUUUCCUGUUCAGUUAUAAGUGACUCUUUUUUCACCGGUCUCACUGGUCCUGGUUGUGGAUCGAUUUACCAGUGACCGGCCAUGUAGAUCUCUGAUCGUAGCUUUUAUCAAAAUUAAUUGAAGGAUAGAGUGGAAAGGAGAGAGAGAGAGAGGGGAUGGAUUUUGACGAGCACGAAGAGCAAGAGGAAGAGAUAGGAAUGGCCGAGGCUCCGGGUUACGACUCGUUAGGCAACUCAUCAGCUCGGUCUAAAAGCGGCGGAGGUGGUGAUGGUGCUGCCGCAUCAGUACCACCAGCUUCCCGAAAUAAUAGCAGGGCGGUUAGGUACAGAGAAUGUCUCAAGAACCACGCCGUGAAUAUCGGGGGACACGCGGUAGACGGUUGCGGUGAGUUCAUGGCUGCAGGCGAUGAAGGCACUCUGGACGCGCUCAAAUGCGCCGCCUGUAACUGUCACCGAAAUUUCCACCGCAAGGAGACGGGUGGGGAUCAGUCUUCCUUGUAUUCACUCCAGCACCAGCAUCAGCAACUCCAAUUCUACCGCGGCCCGCCUCCGGCUGGAUACUUGCACUUGACCCCAACCCCGCGGCCCCUGGCUCUACCCUCGGCUUCCGGGGGUGGAGGCUACAGUAGAGAAGAGGAGGAUGUUUCGAAUCCGAGCAGUAGCGGCGGCGGAGGAGGUAGUGGAUUGAAGAAGCGGUUUAGGACAAAGUUUACGCAGGAGCAGAAGGAGAAGAUGCUGGCAUUUGCGGAGCAGCUGGGGUGGAGGAUACAGAAGCAUGAUGAUGCAGCUUUGGAGCAGUUUUGUGCAGAGACGGGCGUGAAGCGGCAUGUGUUGAAAGUCUGGAUGCACAACAACAAACACACCCUCGGUAAGAAACCCUAAUCUUUAGUUUUCACUAGCUAGUAUUGUCCCACAUUUGGUGACUGCCUUAGUGAAAGAGUGCAAUUGAUUGAGAAUAGUUCAGAAAGGGAACUAAUUAAUCAAUUGUGCAAGAAAUUUAACUAGCUAGGGUUCUUACCGGUUUCUCUACCUAUCUUUUUUUGGUUCUUUUAGCUUUUAUUUUUUGAUUUUAGUUGAGUUUAAUUUGAUCUGUGUAGAAGAUGGUGAACACUCGUUAUUUCUUAAUUCUCAGUGCAUUUGCUACUGAUGAUGGUAAUGGUAAUGAAUGAUUGUUCAAAGCUAGUUUUCUAGUAUCCUCCUCUCUCAUGAAUUCAUCUGGUAAGGCUGAUGAUGAUGAUCAGAUCAGAUCGAUAGAGAAACAAACGUGUUUGGCA